GACUGCUUCUCCAUGGCCAACGUGUCGUGGUUCGGCGGCGGCGGCGUGCGUGCCCCGCGCUGGCCGCUCAACGGCGUCGACGCCGAGGCGCAGCCCUUCGUCAUCAGCGACUUCAGYCACAAUCCCGGCGGCUACGGGCCCGUGCUGGACGGCUACUUCCUGGGAUCCACGGGCGUGACGGUGACGGUGGCGCCCGACGUGCCGCUCGUGCUCUCGGUGGAGAGCGACAGGCGCUUCUGCCUCGAGACGCCGGCGGGCGCCGCGCCGGCCCUGAGCUACCGCCUGUGCAGCAGCGCCGACGCGGCGGCCGCGCAGCGGCACGCGGCCGCCCGCCCCCCGCCGGCGCCGCGCCGCCCGCCCGACGCCGCCCUGCUGCGGUCGCCCCUGUGGCACUACGGCGGCCCCGACGGCUCGGCGGGCAGGGUCCAGCGGGGCCUGCGGGCCUUCUCCAGGCGGCUGCAGCGGCACCGGCUCGGCGACGGGCUCCUGGUGCUGGGCGAGCGCGGCGCGGCGGUGCUGGCCGAGGCGGCGCAGGAGGGCGGCGCGGACGCCUGGCAGCCCACGGCGCUGGCACCGCUGCAGCUCUCCGUCACGCUGUCCCCGUACGCCGCCGUGGCCUCGCCGCUCUUCCUGCGCUCGCUGCGCGACGGCACCGACGGCUACUGGCUCAGCCUGCGCCCRCGGCACGGCGCCCCGGUGCCGUUGCUGUCCCGCUGGAAGGGGCAGCUCGCGGCCCGCCUGGACGCCACAAGCGAGGCGGCCGCGGGCUGGCUGGCGGCGCGGGCCGAGCGCCUGCAGCGCGCGCUGGGCGCCCGGCACCUGGUGCUCGAGGGCGCCGAGGGCAACGCGUACGUGGAGCAGGGCGUGCGGCCGCCCGCGGCACUGCAGGGCGACGGCUACGCCGCCGCGCUCGCCAGCCUGGCCGCCGCGCUGGGCAACGGCACCGUGGUCACCGCCGGCGCCAGGUCGAGUCACCUGCCGCUCUUCGUGCGGAUGAGCCCGCUGCGCUCGGACUGGAGCCAYGGCGGCCUCAAGGGCCUCAUCCCGGCCGCGCUGCACUUCAGCCUGCUGGGCUACAGCUUCYUCGUGCCCGACGCCGUGGGAGGGAGCCUGCMCCCGGAGCAGCUGCCGGAGCAGGAGCUCUACGUGCGCUGGCUGCAGAUCGUCACCUUCCUGCCCGUGAUGUCCUUCGGCACGCCGCCCUGGGCCUGCUGCGACGCCUGGGUGCUGAACCUCACCAGGGAGUGCAUCCGGAGGCACCGGGACUUUGUGGCUCCGCUCAUUGUCAAAUACACGCAGGAGUGGGUGGCGUGGGGCUACCCCAUCUUCCGGCCCGUAUGGUGGCUCAGCCCCACCGACCCAGCCGCCUUCGCUGUGGAUGACGAGUUCCUCAUCGGAGACGAGGUCCUGGUGGCGCCGGUCACCGAGAGGGGCCGCACGGAGCGGGACGUCUUCCUGCCGGGCGAGGGCUGCCGCUGGGCGGACGCCAGCAGCGGCCGCGCGUUCCGCGGCGGCACCGUCCUCAGGAACUACUCGGCCGCCCUUGACCAGGUGCCCGUCUUCCUGAAGGCUUCCUAGACACGCAGGCCCCCGCGCUCUUCAUCCGGGGACCGACUCACCCCCUUUGCACUUUUCCAAGAACUCCUUUGAUUCUUUUUUUAAAUUUUGACACAAACUGCUCGAAUCUUCUGUUGUUUGCUAUUAUUCUAAAAUAGCAAAGAUGCACAGUAGGAGUUUUGGCACAAACGUGUGUCCCUGCAGCAUGUCAGACCUUCUUUUCCUGGGAUUUUCCCAGGGAAGUGUCAGUGUCUAAGCAGCACGGCUGGCAUUUCCAGAGCCUUGGCACCCCAGGCAAGGAUGCUUCUGUGAYCAGACCGCGGACUGCUCCGGAUCCAGGUAAAGGAGCUGUGUCGACCUUCCCUCMCCGGGAAGGGGGAGCCCGGCUCGGAUCCAGCCACCGGACCUGCUUUGGGUGCAGAUGGAGGUUUUGGGGCCGUAACGGCAGCUCCAGCACAGCCACGGAGCCUGUGUAGCUGCUGGAUCCUGAGGGAUGCGUGCGGACAUGUGGAAGUGCUAAUGCUGUGGUCACUGAUGUAAAUGCAACUUAAAGGGUUGCUCCUCUGGAUUUUGGUGUGCCCAGAGCUAUUUGCUGCAGCCUUCCCCCCUGUUCACUCGCGCUGCCUGGGAAAGGGGCCAUUUCCAUGCUGUUCUGUGGCCUUUCCUCCUGRGAAGCGGUUCCGGAGCCCCCGGCAGGGAAGCAAAUCCCUCCUCCCACGCGCCYUCCUGCUCCUGUGCCCUCGGGAAAGCCGGUGCCGCAGCCUCUGCCCACGCUAGGGACUUGCAGAGGGGAAAUCGAGGAGCAGCUCACGUGCCCCCRCUCUUCCCAGUAUAUUAAGCUAAAGCAUUGUGGAUUUGUUAGGUGGGAAAAACACUCCGCGUGCGAGUUUGAGAUCCACUGAAUCGAGUGG
Molecule: messenger RNA, 2468 nt
Organism: Nothoprocta perdicaria
Lineage: Eukaryota; Metazoa; Chordata; Aves; Tinamiformes; Tinamidae
Product: SITS-binding protein-like
Exons: 8
Coding region: 13-1578 (521 amino acids)
Source: RefSeq, a predicted model, not a curated record